GUAAGGUUGGUGCAGGAGGAAGGGGUUUGUGCGCGGGAGACAAACGGAGGGCGGGAAAGGCUGCGCGGCGGAGCUGAGCGACCGUGGGGAGAACGGAAUCACCGGGAAGUCGAAACGAAGGGCCAUUAACCUGUACUUAUUCAUUGUGUGAAGGAUCUCAUCAGCAACAUGGCAAAGGUACAGAUAUUGAACAUGGUGGUCCUUGACAACCCGUGUCCCUUCCGUAAUCCCUUCCAGUUUGAGAUCACUUUUGAAUGUAUAGAAGAUCUACCAGAUGAUUUGGAGUGGAAGAUAAUCUACGUGGGCUCGGCAGAAAGUGAGGAAUAUGAUCAGGUUCUGGAUUCUGUGUUGGUGGGCCCCGUCCCAGCUGGGCGUCAUAUGUUUGUAUUUCAGGCAGAUGCUCCGAAUCCAAGCCUCAUCCCGGAGUCUGAUGCCGUUGGUGUUACAGUCGUCCUCAUCACUUGCACAUACAGGGGGCAGGAGUUCAUCAGAGUCGGCUAUUACGUGAACAACGAGUAUUUUGACAGCGAAUUGAGGGAGAAUCCUCCUCUGAAGCCAGACUUCUGCCAGCUCCAGAGGAACAUCCUGGCAUCAAAUCCACGCGUGACCAGAUUUCAUAUCAACUGGGAUAGUGCUAGUGAAUCAAAGAUGGAAGACAUUGAGAAUGUGGACCCUGCUUGUCACGCUAUGCUCCCCCCAUCUUGUGCCCCUACCAAGGGCCUUUCUGGAGCCCUUAACUCCAUCCCAGAGAACUCUAUGGAUUGCAUGUGAAGACACCAGCGCACUUAUGAGCCUGCGUACAGAUCACACUGUCCAAAACCUGAAGUACAGCACCGACCUCUCACCUCAGGCUGUGGUCUACAUGGCCAUUUUUUUUAUUGUGUGAUGUCCUCAGACUCCAGAAGCAAAUACUCCAUAAUGCAGAUAUGGCAGUGGUCGCAUCCUCUGUAUAUACCCAAUUUUUAUCACACUGACACCUUUUUAGGAAAAUAUGGCUGCUUUCUUUCAAAAUAACGCUGGUGCCUUGACUGUGGCCUCCUAUUGUUAACCAUAUAUGAACGAGCUGCACCAUUUAUCCUUUUUCCAUCAGCAGGGGACACCCUUGGCAGCGCUGAUAUUUGGUGACCCAGAGGAUAGACCAUGUCUUCUGCCAGCCUUUCCUGACUGCCGUCCUUGUGUUAGUUUCCUUCACUCACUGGAAAUGCUGCCAUUUACUUUAUGGUUGGGCAGCAUUCCUUCAGCCGGAUGAUCUCCUUCCACAGCCUCAUGAGACUUCUUUUGUGGCUCCUGGGACAACGUCACGAGAAAUUAUCAUUGCCCAAUAAAAGCGCCAUUGUUCUGCCUUGUGCUUUGCGCCAAAAGACUUCCUGUCAAGUGAGGAUUUCUGCCAUCAGCGUCUCGUGCACGAAGAUGUUAAGGUUCGGUGCGUCAUCCGUAGAACAAAAUUAGCACUUACACCUGCUCCAUGAUGGAAACCUGUGGUGGUCACUGCCGUGUGUCUCGGGCUGUCCACCUGAAGGAAGGCUUUUCUGAGAUGGGCACUUUAUACCACACGGCGGUGUAGAGGCAGGCUUUUUGAUACCCCUGCUUCCCAUAAGCAUUAUAUGUUAUGUUUGUGUCGUAUUUAGAAACGGAUGGAAUUUUUUCUUUUUUCUUUUCCCCCAAUAUGUAUAUUUUUUUUAUAUAUUUGUGAUUAGGAUUUGCUUAAAUAAAAGUACUUGAGCAAGGUG
Bufo gargarizans (Asiatic toad) is the source of this 1730-nucleotide messenger RNA. Its product is annotated as histone chaperone asf1b. Gene Ontology annotation, molecular function: histone binding. The record is from RefSeq and is a predicted model, not a curated record. The coding region runs from base 169 to 771 and encodes 200 amino acids. The transcript is spliced from 5 exons. Gene Ontology annotation, cellular component: nucleus. Lineage: Eukaryota; Metazoa; Chordata; Amphibia; Anura; Bufonidae. Gene Ontology annotation, biological process: DNA replication-dependent chromatin assembly.